AUGGCAGACACCGGCAUGCUCCUCAAUUUCGACCUCGGUGAUGCUCCGUUGAAACGCCAGGUCAAGUACACAGGUGGCCGCUGGAGGGACCGAAAACACGCUCAAAGAAGCGCCAACAAGGAUCGAGAUGGCCCUCUGAGCGGCAGCAACUCUACCCCGCUGCCCAACGACCGACGAGACCACAAACCCUCGGACGACGAGCGCGCCGGCGAUGACGAGAGGCCGACAAAGCGGCAGCGGACUCAUGGCGAUGCGAGGGGCCAUUCACGCCCAGAUACCUCGUCCAGAUCCCUUUCGUACAUGACUGGAAAGCUGCCGCCGGGGAGUAUCAGCACCGCACCAAGGCAUGGCACCCAGAACGCAAAGCCGGGGGGCGUGACUUCUCGACUUUUUACAUCGAACCCGACACCCAAGACCGUCUUCGAAGAUCCUGUCGAAGAGGUCGAACCCGCGAAGCCAUCCAAUGCCCCACUGUCCGACGAGGCCGAGAACUUCCAUGCUCUAGGCCUAUCGCGGCGAAUCGCGCAGCAUCUAUCUGCGAAGCUCGAGAUGAAAGCCCCAACCUCGAUACAGAAGAACACCAUACCCCAGCUGGUGAAGGAGGAUAGUGAUGCCUUUCUACAAGCCGAGACCGGUUCCGGAAAGACCCUGGCCUACUUGUUACCCAUCGUCCAGAGAAUCAUGGCACUCAGUCAGCACGAGGACGGCACCAGCACUGCUGUACAGAUACACCGUGACUCUGGGCUCUUUGCUAUCGUUCUUGCCCCAACGAGAGAACUGUGCAAGCAAAUCGCCAUGGUACUAGAAAAGGUUCUUCGAUGCGCACCCUGGAUCGUUAGCACCAUUGUAAUAGGUGGUGAGAGCAAGAAGUCCGAGAAGGCGCGGAUAAGGAAGGGCGUCAAUAUCUUGAUUGCAACUCCUGGUCGUCUGGCUGACCAUCUUCUCAAUACCAAGGUCCUUGAUGUUGGUACUGUGAGGUGGCUAGUGCUGGACGAGGGUGACCGGCUGAUGGAGAUGGGCUUCGAGGAUGAGCUCAAGAGCAUUGUUGGCAAGAUCCGCGAGGACGCUCUGAAAGAGUCCAACAAGGAAGGGGUGAAGUUUGACACUCUGCCGCAACGGCGAGUUACCGUGCUCUGUUCCGCUACGAUGAAGAUGAACGUGCAGAAGUUGGGCGAGAUCAGCUUACAAGAUGCCAUCCAUGUCACAGCUGCAAAGGCAGACAACGAGGAGGGCAAUGCGACAGAAACCAACGAUGCUGUCUUCAGUGCGCCUUCUCAGCUCAAGCAGUCGUAUAUGAUUGUGCCAGCGAAGCUGCGGUUGGUUACACUCAUCGCGCUCCUCAAGGCUUCUUUCGCUCGGAAAGGGUCCGUCAUGAAGGCCAUCGUGUUCAUAUCUUGCGCCGAUUCAGUCGACUUCCAUUUUGACCUCCUCCGCUCGACUCCCGCUCAACCUCCUUCACCCGACGAGAUGUCCUUGACCACAAAUACCGUUGCCGAUGCCGCCUACAUAACUUCUCCCGCCAAUCCCGCCAUAACUCUGCUCAAACUCCACGGCUCUCUUAAACAGCCAGUGCGCACUUCUACCCUCGCCUCCUUCCACAUGUCAAAGGAUCCCUGCGUCCUCAUCACCACUGACAUUACGUCCCGCGGCCUCGAUGUUCCGUCUGUCGAUCUCGUCAUCGAAUACGAUCCCGCCUUCAGUGUAGACGAUCAUGUCCACCGUAUAGGACGAACUGCCCGAGCAGGGCGGCCUGGCAAGGCCGCCCUGUUCAUCCAGCCUGGCUGUGAGGAAGGAUACAUAAAUCUGCUCAACUCCGCAACGUCAGCCGUCGCCGAAUCUUACGAAUCCACUCUUCAGAAGGGCUUUCUCUCUCCCGUCACUCUGCCAAAAAUUGAGAAGGGUUCGGAGGCGCCGAUACUUGUUUCCGACAGACAAUCUCCAAACUCGCGCGCUGAAGCUUUGCAACUCCAUGUGGAGCAGCGCCUACUCGCAUCUGAAAAAGAGGGCAAGUCUAAACUCCUAGACCAAGCUCGGCAAGCAUUCCGUUCUCAUAUCCGAGCCUAUGCUACUCAUGUUCGCGAAGAACGGAGCUGCUUUGAUAUCACGCAGCUGCAUCUGGGCCACACGGCAAAGAGCUACGGGUUGAGAGAGGCGCCGGGUGGCAUUGGUGGCGGACCUUCGAGACGGACGUUCAAGCCUGGUCACAACCACAAGCCCAGUGCACAGAAGCAUGCGGCAAAGUCUGACGACCGGGACGAGCGGUCGGUUGACAGGAGAGCUGACCAUGAUGAAAUCGGCACUGCGGAUGAUGACGCGGCCAGGAGGAUGCGCAUGAAGAUGAUGCAAGCAACGAACGCUGCUGGGGAGUUCAACAUUGGUUAG
Anthostomella pinea is the source of this 2382-nucleotide messenger RNA. Lineage: Eukaryota; Fungi; Ascomycota; Sordariomycetes; Xylariales; Xylariaceae. The record is from the annotation of a GenBank genome assembly.